This is a messenger RNA of Cuculus canorus (common cuckoo), 3488 nucleotides long. RefSeq names its product phosphodiesterase 6H (gene PDE6H). Bases 359 to 616 code for a protein of 85 amino acids. The transcript is spliced from 5 exons. Gene Ontology annotation, biological process: visual perception; positive regulation of G protein-coupled receptor signaling pathway; positive regulation of epidermal growth factor receptor signaling pathway. Gene Ontology annotation, cellular component: photoreceptor outer segment membrane. The record is from RefSeq and is a predicted model, not a curated record. NCBI's taxonomy places the organism in Eukaryota, Metazoa, Chordata, Aves, Cuculiformes, Cuculidae. Gene Ontology annotation, molecular function: cGMP binding; 3',5'-cyclic-nucleotide phosphodiesterase activity.
CCAUGAUUGGUGCCCUGAUGUCACCUGGUGGCAGGGUAUAUCUGGAGGAGAAAGAACACCUCAAAACCCUUUCUACACAGGCUGGUGGACGGGAGUUGAAUGAUUUGCAAGAAGAGCCCUUGGCACUCCAUCAGCGCUCACCAAGGGACAGCAUCCCGGUGCCAGGAGAAGCAGAAGAACUUUGGCAGCCCAGGAAGCACUCAAAGGAGUCAGCAUAGCUCUUGCAGAAGUCUAGAAGAGACUCAGUGUCAUCAAACAUUUGUUGAGCCAUCUGGCUGGUGUGUACCAAGGACUAUCCAAGUACCCAGACAGAGGGAUCUGACAGAGGUGUGUGCCUGCCACACGCAGCAGCCCAGCAAUGAGUGAGAACCCACCCGCCAAUCUCAGCACUGGAGAAGGUGCAACUGGUCCCACUACACCACGCAAAGGACCUCCCAAGUUUAAGCAGAGGCAGACAAGGCAGUUCAAGAGCAAGCCUCCUAAAAAAGGAGUAAAAGGGUUUGGAGAUGACAUCCCAGGCAUGGAAGGACUGGGCACAGAUAUCACAGUGAUUUGCCCAUGGGAAGCUUUCAGCCAUCUGGAACUGCAUGAGCUGGCCCAGUUCGGGAUCAUCUAAGGUGCCAGCAUUUCUAUUGGUGUCACCUGGUGACUCCACAAAUACUAGGAUGGUCUUCAUCACCUUUGACACUUAUUUUUGGCUCUUAACAUCCACAUGCUCAUGAGCUGGGUGGUUUUGUAAGAGCUAGUUAUAAGAAAGUCCUUUGCAGAUUAAUUUGGCAAAGAAGUUAUUCAGGAGCCUGAACAGACCUCAUGCUCCAUGUGAUGAAACUACUGAAAAAUGUCUUAAUGCCUCCCUGCACCAUAUCCUCUCUUCUCCCCCUGUCAUAGAUCUUCAAGUGUAUGGAGAUAAUAGGCUAUAUUUGAACUUUUCCCUUGGUUAAUUUUUCCCUUUGUUAGCUGAGAUACCGUGUGCAUGGGUGUGCAUGUAUGUCCAGACCUAAUUAUAUCAAGCCUGUUCAAUUCUCUUUCUUACCUCCCUGACAGCUUUCUAUAUAAGAUUUUCAUGGGUACGUCUUCUUGUUCUCUAGGUCAUCAAUUAGUUGCUGAGUGUAUAUCUGUAAAAAGAUGGUUCAUAGUUACCACUCCAGACAUUAGACUGUUUUUACGUGGAAGGAAACGGUUCCCCAGAGGUUCAUCUUAAGGAAUCUGCUGCUAAAAUUUAUCUCAUCAGCAGGAGGGGAAAAGGGCUUGCAAGUGUCUGUGCUGUACUGCCCACCAGCUAUGAGACUCUGGCUGUUCUAAUAAUGUAAAAUGAAAAUGAGUGUGUCUGAGAUCAAUAGCUAAGUGAAUUAAUGCUAGCAUUCACUCUUUUUGUGCUCCUAAGUGGCUGGAGUUCCAAAGAAGCAGUACUCCAAAUGACAUUGUGUUUCCUCUCAUUUGAUGGGAGGCCCCUGUGUGAAACUUGCACUGUCCCUGUGCUCAUACAUCUUUACAUAAGGCAUUCAUUCCCCAGGACAUAUUUGCUGCCAGUUAAGAAGACAGAGAAUCAUUACAAUCUGUCACCAGACAGUGCCAGUAGUCCUGCCUCAUCUAGCAGAAGAUGCUAUUGCGUUAGCUGCUCCCUCUUCCCUGCAUUUAGCAUGGGGCAAGUCUCCCCUCACACUUCCUGCCCAUGAGCAGGAAGGCUUUUUUCUUCAUCUCCUUGCAAUUUCAGGCUCUGGAGCUUGCCUGGACAAGCAAGCAAUGGUGGUCACCCAGGGAGAGAUAACAGUAGAGCAGGUGGGGAGGCAGGGGGAGGUUAGGAUGCAGGCAAGCAUGGAGCAAAUCCACUUAACCCUAUUGAUUUUUGUUUCCUAGUCUCCGGGAGCAUGAGUGCUGGUGAGAGGUGAGGCACUCGUAGCCACUUAAAAUCUUGAGGAGGGCACCAAGAUACCCUGCUGCCCUAGCAUUAAGGAAAGGCUUGUUGUUGUUGUUUGGAGGCAAGGAGCAAGCUUGGUUGUAGCUACAUAACAUUCAUAAAUGAGGCAGCAUUUUUAAUCAUUGCCUUCAGCUUGACUAGCCUCACUGCAUAAGAACUGCCUCCCCCAGCUUAUCUUUCCAAUGCUGAACAUGUUCAAGGGAGCAAGGAGUGAUUGUGGAGAGCAGAGCAAAUCCUGCCUACAAGAUCGAUCCCCACGCAUAAAGCAUUGCUAUAAAUCCAUGACUGUGCUAUAGAUAUCUGCUACUGUUAUUCCAGAAAUAAAAGCUAGCAGUUUUCAUUUAAAAUAUAGCUUCAGCACCAUAAGCUAAAGGAAAUUCCUGUUGGCAGUCCAGGGUACAGCUUCCAUUAUUCAGCACUCCUGCUACCAGAAACAGCAGUAAACCAGCGAGCAGUUCAGAACCGCAACACACUCACAGUGCAGGAGUCAUGUACCAUUUAGCUAAUUGCAGCCCACAGCCAUUUCCUUGGGCAGUGGCAGUCUGUCCUUUCCACUUACUCACGGUUUCUCCCACCUUUCUCACCUUUAAGGCUUUUCUUCUUUCCCUCAGUGUUCUUUAUUUAGCUUUUAGUUCUAUAGUUUUAUUUAGCUUUUACUGUAGGGGCUGAGGCUGAUUUCUUUUUCUUUUUUUUUUUUUUUUCUUUUUUGAGAUCACGUGCUAGCCCUCUCCUUCUCUGUUUAAACGUGAAUGUUCCUAUGCUAACGUUCUUGCGCUUUCCUUCACAUUACCUCAUCCAGUAGCACGUGAUCCUUAUUCUACCUUCUCAGUCCAUCCUCUUCUAUCUGGGAAAAGACCCAUUGGAUCCAGUUUUGGAUCCUGCAUGCUGGCUGCCUCUAUUAUCAUUGAGUUUUCCGUUUUUAUAAAGCAGGAGACCAACAAGAGGAGAAAAUUUGAAUUAGUCCUUUUGCUCCAUUUCCUUCCCAAGUGUUGGGAAAGCAGUCCAAAAAUAGUAAGAUUCUCUGUCAGAAAAUACUGGGGUGAAAGCAAAGUUCUCCUUAGCCCAGGGACAGAAGCAUUUCAGCAAAUAGGAGGGCCCUGGUGUAGUUCCAGAUCUAACUGCCAUAACCCCAACUCCAUUCAGAGAACUACUCCAUCCUCCUUCCUAGAGAAGUCCAACAGGAAUGUGUGUAUAUCCCAGCUCUCAUGCCUAGCUGAUGAGCUGCAUCAGAAGAUGUUUUUAGUCAACAGAUUGUUAGUAAUUUUAAAAAUAAUUUCUUUUCAUUGAUAGGGAUCAUAUUUGUUCCUUUAUGUGUAAAGAAUUUUGGGACUUUGAAAAGGAGUCUUAAAACAUCCUCAUGGUUGCAUUCAUUGAGGUUUUGAUUUUUUUUCUAAUGAGCUGUAAGCCCUGAAACUUCCAUUUUUCAACGAAUGAGAGAUGGUUACGGUGCAAGAAAGCAAAUAUGUUAAAGUAACUUGUUGAAGGAUUUCAGUCUAUAUACAUUGUAAUAUGUUAUUCUUUGUUCUUUUACUAUAAAAACAAGUCAAAAGCAAUAAAAAGUAAUAAAAAA